AUGGCCCCAAGCAGAAAGCCCUUUUAUUUUGGUUUGGCUUUGUUCUUCAUUUUAGCUCAACUGCUAUCAGGAUGCUUAGCAGGACUUGAACAUUCCCAGUCAUUUCCAGGAGGUGAGUUUGCUGUGUGCGAGACAUGCAGGCUCGGUCGGGGCAAAUGCAGGAAGGAGUGCAAGCAAGAUGAGAAGAUUGCAGGAAAUUGUAAGCUGAACUUUUUCUGCUGCCGGCUGAAGGUUUAUGAAUGA
Messenger RNA from Jaculus jaculus (lesser Egyptian jerboa), 243 nucleotides. RefSeq names its product beta-defensin 12-like. Gene Ontology annotation, biological process: innate immune response. The coding region runs from base 1 to 243 and encodes 80 amino acids. The transcript has 3 exons. Lineage: Eukaryota; Metazoa; Chordata; Mammalia; Rodentia; Dipodidae. Gene Ontology annotation, cellular component: extracellular region. The record is from RefSeq and is a predicted model, not a curated record.